Ctenopharyngodon idella (grass carp) is the source of this 1664-nucleotide messenger RNA. RefSeq names its product migration and invasion inhibitory protein (gene miip). Lineage: Eukaryota; Metazoa; Chordata; Actinopteri; Cypriniformes; Xenocyprididae. Bases 228 to 1460 code for a protein of 410 amino acids. The record is from RefSeq and is a predicted model, not a curated record. The transcript is spliced from 9 exons. Gene Ontology annotation, biological process: negative regulation of cell migration; negative regulation of G2/M transition of mitotic cell cycle.
GAACCAAUCACUGUUCUCCGUGUACUGUUUAAGUUUGACCGUUUUACGCUUGUGGGGGACGUUUAGAAUCUCUUAUUCUUUUAUUUUAAUAAUAUUUCACACAGCAUGGUUAAAUAAGCUAAUAUUUAGCUACCAAAGAUGUAACCGUUAUCCGAUGUUGUGUGUUUAAUUUGUUCCACGUCUGAUUCGCGUGCUGGGGUUUUUUAACUCGUUGCUAUGGUGACGGAAUGGCCGAGCUCAAGCAGAUCGACGCUUUGCGAAAGCAGAACAAAGAUUUAUUGAAGAAACUCAAGAAACAAACCGAAAAACUGCAUCAGCUGACUCCCUCGUGGCCGGAUGAGAAAGACAAAAGUCAACGCUCUGAAUACGAAGCGUUUACCGUCGAGAGUGUCUUUUUAACGGAGAGAAACGGAGCACAGUCGCCGCGUGUAGGUCGCCCGAGUAUGGCGCGAGCUUCACCUUCUUCACCAACAGCAGUGAAAACCAUCAACAUAUCCGAUGAACAACUUUCUGAACACUGUGAAGACUCCACACCGGACCAACAUAAACCCAAACACAAGCAAAGUUCAGAAGUGACCAAAUACAGCACACUCCUGCAAGACACAGACAACAGUCGCUGGAAGGGACGGAGCAGAUCUGUGAGACUGAUGCUGCCCAAAUCUGCUCCUCUCACAGCAGACAGUGACCAGAGAGAGACUGACAGCGCAACAACUGCUGGGCUGGAGGAGACCGUAUCCGAGAGACACAUACAGCCUUUACUGGGUUAUGAUUGGAUAGCAGGCCUACUGGACGCUGAGAGCUCUCUUGCUGAUCGUUCGGAGCAGUUCUUCAGCGAGCUCCAUAGCUUCCGUCAGGUCAACCGAGACGAGUGUGUCCACAACUUGUUAUAUGGACUUCCGUCUGUUGCUGAUCUUGCGUCUUUCACACUUGGCGAAGAGCCGCAGCCGCAUGCAGACACACAUCAGUGCACGUUCUGCUACAGAAUAAACAGUCGACUGUUUGCGGUUCCGCUGGACACACAGGCCGCCUGUCCCGUGUGCAAGAUGCCCAAAUCUGAACACCCUCAUACUGAAACAGAGCCUGCUUUAAUUAGGGUCAGUAUUCCUCGCUCAACUCUGCUGCCAGCACACCAAUACAAAGCCCAUCGUCGCUGCAGUUUUGAUUCCUCUGACAGUCUGAGUUUACCCUCACACUGUUUGUCGGGGUGGUCCAAUCCCACGCUGAACUCUGGCUCUCAGAUGAGCAGUCUGGAUCUGCGGGGCUCCAUGACAAAACCAGCGGCCACGAGAGGCUCAUUCUCAUCCUGGUUUGACAAUAAACUGGAUUCAUCCCCGACCAAUGCAUCAAGACAACGGCAUUCUGACCAGCUUCAAAAUGUGUCCCGUUUGCCACGUUAUGCCUUUCAGCAUUUAGACACAAAGAGGCCAGAACCUCACAGCUGCUCUUACACGCUUUACUGAUGUCACUGAAGAAGUUGCAUUCAAAAUGAAGUAACACAUGAACGUGUCACCAUCCAAUGGAUUAUCUGUAAUGAGUGUUGUUUUUUUUUUGUAUGUGUAAUAAUGAACAAACAUGAAUCAUUUGUAUAAGUCACGUCUAACAUGUUGGUGAUGUUUGCUUCUUUUGUUCUAAAAUUCAUGUAAAUAAAUGAAAUGGAACAUAAA